AGAAGCGUUGCGUAGAGAUGAAGCCAGAGCGGCGCGCGCGAGCUGCACCGACACUUCAAACUGUCACUGAGGUAAUGCGCGAGGCACGCAGGAGGCAUUCAGCUUGCUCACUGAGAUACUGUGACUAAAACGGGAGACACAAGGCGGGAGACGGAUGGCAAACAGUUUUUUAGACAUUAUCGUUCUUUUUAGUGCUUGGACAUACCCGACUCAUUUUGCCGUGCCUCUGAUUCCUCAUUAAGCCGACUUUCUCCACUCAGGAAUGUAACAACGGCACAACUAUAACAGACUCCAUCCUUUUCCAGGGUAGUUGUUGCACUCAAAUUCUUUUUGCAAACUUGUGAAAACUGCGAGGGGAAACUGGCACAACGCCGCGCGCUGCUGCGUGUUCACUGGAGAUUUAUAUUUAAAGCCUUGCGCUCCGUGGAGGGUUGAGCAUCUGGGUAACAUAGAUUUAAGCAUUCCAAUAUAUUUGUUUUCUAAGCACUUGGUGAGAUUUAAUAGCGUUUUUAUUCGUAAUUUGAAUUUUGGAAUAUUUAAAAUGUAAUAACUGAAUAAUUGUUACUCAGAUAGAUAUAAUUUAUAAAAGCACACUAUUACGCAGAUUUUUCAUAUUGCCAGUUCAAUCUAUUUGUGACACCAUUGCUCGCAUUUUUUUCCCCACUGGGCGUUUGGUUUGUUUGUUGUUUUAGUUUUAGUUUUUUUCCUUUCACGUAAUCUGUCUUCGUUCAGAAGUUGAUAAUUUAGCGACAGAACCAUAAAAGAUAAUUUAUCAGAACCCUAAAUCAUAAUUUAAUAGAUGUAAUCUCCUUACAUUUAAUUUUCUUUUUCAUGGCUGUCUUUUAAAUUAAAUUGCACGUUUCCAUAACUGUUCAAUAACGUUUAUUCCAAAUUUGACGCAAAGUAAUAAUGUAUCAACACUCGACGAGAUGUGACGUAACAAUGACUGACAGAAUCUUUUCGCAGUGAGCGAUGUAUUCAUUCGAUUAUACGUAAAAUCUUUUAAUUUCAACAAAAUACAUUUUACUAAGUUCUUAGAAGAAGAAGAAGAACGAUAAAACAGCUAAACGAAAUAAUUCCAUUUAUUCUGCCCACAUUUGGAUUAAUAAUAGAGAAGGUUAAUCCACGUGUAUUCUCAGUUGCUGCCUUGUGGCAGUCAUGGCAAGCGCGUGCUUGGCGGGCACGAGUCUGCAUGGCCACAACAUCAGUGGCACUGGAGGCACAUCUUCACCGAUUUGUAACCAGAGUAUGUUAAAACCCCCUCCGUACACCCCAGAAGCCACAGCAGCCUUUGCAACAGCCAUCACACUGAUGAUUAUUUUUACAAUUGUUGGCAAUAUUCUGGUUAUCAUCGCUGUUUUAACCAGCCGCUCGCUCAGAGGACCCCAGAAUCUCUUCUUGGUCUCCCUUGCAGCUGCAGACAUUUUGGUGGCCACUCUCAUCAUCCCAUUUUCACUGGCCAAUGAACUGAUGGGCUACUGGUAUUUCCGCACUGUAUGGUGUGAGAUUUACCUGGCGUUGGAUGUGUUGUUCUGCACUUCCUCUAUAGUACACCUGUGCGCCAUCAGUCUAGACCGCUACAUGUCUAUCUCACGUGUCACGUACGGCCCAAAGAGGACGCCCAAACGCAUCAAAUGUUCCAUUUUGGUGGUGUGGCUGAUCUCAGCAGUCAUCUCCUUCCCACCACUACUCUCCAUGAACAAGAACAAAGGGGUUUCAGGUGGGCUGCCACAGUGUGAGCUCAACAAUGAGCGCUGGUACAUCUUGUACUCAACUAUUGGUUCCUUCUUUGCUCCUUGUCUGAUUAUGAUCUUAGUCUACAUGCGGAUCUACCAGAUCGCCAAGCAGCGCACACGAUGUCCACCUGGGGAGCCCCGCAAAGAGGUCCCGGCCAAUGCCGCAAGUCCUCAGCACAAGGUCCACAUGGAGGGUCUACAAAAUGGAAGAGGAGAUGAAACGCCCUCUACCUUGCAGAAAAAAAACAGGCCUCCGACUCUGGCUGUGUCCCAAGUGGACUCCACCGAGCGGGCGGCGAGCCCCCCAGUCUCCAAAAAACAUCUGCGACCCCCUUUGACAACCCUGACAUCGACCACAUCGUGCCCCUCCCCGUCUCCUUCAAAUUCAUCCGAAAUGGCUCCUUAUAAACCUAAAGAGGGGAAAAAGGCGAAGAAGACCAUGAAACAGCCUGACAACAAUAACGGAGAGAGCAUGAGCUCUGACUCAGACACUGAGCAAGGUGGGAGGGGGUUAGAGGUCCCCUGUACCCCGAGCAUGACACCCAGCGGCAUCCAUUCCCCCGCCACCAUCCAGAAAUACAGAGACAUGAUCGCCACCACCAAAGGGGCCAAAUUGGUGACCCGGAAGACGAAGCAGGAAGGAACACCCAACUCGGCACGGCGCAAAGCUAUGGUGAACCGAGAGAAGCGCUUCACCUUUGUGCUGGCGGUGGUUAUUGGCGUCUUUGUCAUCUGCUGGUUCCCUUUCUUCUUCUCGUACAGCCUACAAGCUGUGUGCCCAGAGAUGUGCGCCUUGCCAGAUCCGCUCUUUAAGUUCUUCUUCUGGAUCGGCUACUGCAACAGCUGCCUCAACCCGGUCAUCUACACCAUCUUCAACAAAGACUUCCGCAGAUCCUUCAAAAAGAUUCUCUGCAAGAACAUCAAAGGCACAUUCUUCUGAAGCUCCUGAAGUGAAUCAUCUCCUCAGACAACAACAACAACAACAACAACAAAAACAGUUAUCCACAACACAGGCUUCAGAAAAAGACUAAAAGAAGCACAAUAACAGUGCUGUUGCAAUGUAAACGAAGGGCCUUUUGUGCAGCCCGAUGAACUGAGGACACUUUUUUUUUUGGUCCAGGUUACCACCUCAGGCACUGGAUUCCUGGUAUACAUGCUAUAAAAUGGACCUAAUCCAAAAAUAUUCACUGACAACGAAAAACCAAAGCUGAAAACAAAACGAAAAUUAUGAGGACUAUUGCACACCUUCUCUUAUCUCACCUUUCUAAAAACGCCAGGACUUGGGGACACUGCACAAAUGGAUUUCUCUAAGGACUUCAGAGGUACACCAUUCCGAAUCUUUACUUACAGCUUUCCCAUGCUGAUUGGUCAACCAGUGCCUACAAAGCAUCAUUUCUGAGGAACAAAGACAUGAAAUGCUCCUGUGGAAAUCCUUGCCAGGGGCAAUGUGUAGGAAAGAGGUGACGCAAGUUUCUCCGAUCAAACAUUAAGGCUUCUAGUCACAGACCUCCAGGGUAGGACCAUUGGGAAGUAUUCCUGGCAUUCUGUGAUACAGAAAGGCUCUGUGAAUACAGAACACCUGCCAUGGAAGGAAGCCUUUCUUUCUCUUUCCACCUUGGACAGGUUGGCAGCAGGCUUUACGAUUGAAAAAUGUUUAUUACAGGAAAUUUAGAUAUGCAUUCUUUUCGAAGGUCAUUUUCAUUUUUAUUAUGACAAGACUUUUUGCUUCAUCAAAACUUACUUUAGACUUUGGUAACUGUAUCAGAUGAAACAAACACCUCCUGAUUUCACUGGGGGUGCUGUUUCUGACUCAGUGCAGCACUUUGCUUUGUAUAAAAGAACAAAUGAUCAUUUGUUGGUGUACACUGGUCUACUGCACCCUAAAUGUCUGAACAUUCAGCAGGGUGAUACUUUGGGACUAAGGGCUGAUAGCAGUGAUGCUUUCUAUUUCGUUGGUCAUUGUCUUUUUGCUAAUGAUCCCUGUGUGUGUGUGUGUGUGUUUGUGUGUGUGAAAUGUAGUGAAUGGGUAUGCGUCGUGUCUGAUUGCCGUGUAUGUUUAGAAAUGUAUGCUGUGUGUGAGAGGGUGUGCGAAUGUUGUUGCGCAAAGUUGUCUGUGUGUAAUGGUGUGCGAGUUCACAUCCCUCCCCGAUUCCACUGGCACCAGUUCAACUAUAUAUGUAUGUGCUUGAUAAAUGUGACUGGUUUGCCAGAUCUGCCAGUGCUUAUGAUUCAGCUACUUCCCGUGCCAAUGCUUUUACAUGCUGCUAAACUCAUUUAAUAUCUUCUUAAACCAGAGUUUAUUUCAUAAGAAUUGUUCCAUUGCAGGUCCUUUUGAACUAAUAAUUUUGAGACAGUUAAGACAUGUUUUAGAGGAGAGGAGAGCUGUAAAUUAUUGUUAUGUAAAUGAUUUUGUAUUUAUUUAAUCUGCUAUUUCUUAUUGUUUCCCCCUAAUAUAUAUAUUCCACUUUUUUUUUUUUUUUUUUUUCAAGGGGAAAACAAUCAUGAGAUCGUUUCAGCUACAACACAAUAUAAAAAGCCUUCUACUGUACUUUUCUGGUAUGACUUUUGUAUGUGGCAGGACAUUGCAUUCAGGCUGCAUUCUCAUAAGCUUUGCAAUUGAUGAGAUCCUGGUAACUGUAUCCAUUUUGCCUCCUGGACUCCUCUUUCUUCAGUGUAAUGCUGUUGGUUUCCCACUGCUCUUGAAAAAUAAAACCACUGAGCUGUG
This is a messenger RNA of Carassius gibelio (silver crucian carp), 4461 nucleotides long. RefSeq names its product alpha-2B adrenergic receptor. Gene Ontology annotation, molecular function: adrenergic receptor activity. The transcript has a single exon. Gene Ontology annotation, biological process: adenylate cyclase-activating adrenergic receptor signaling pathway. Gene Ontology annotation, cellular component: membrane. The record is from RefSeq and is a predicted model, not a curated record. The coding region runs from base 1159 to 2676 and encodes 505 amino acids. Lineage: Eukaryota; Metazoa; Chordata; Actinopteri; Cypriniformes; Cyprinidae.